UUGCAGCCAUGGUGGCACCCAACCUCUGACCUCCUUGGCCUGAUAUUUUCAGAGACCAGGUCAGGGCUUGGUGGCCUUCAUGAGGUGUUACCUGUUGCUGUGACAAGGACAUGGCCAGGGACUGAGCAGCUUUGGUUGAAAGGUGUGUGAAUGAAAGCAUUUCAUGGGGAAAGAGGACACAUGAGAACAGUAAGGCAAGUGAAGAAGGGACUUGCUGAGCAACCCAGGCCUGGGGGACCACCCUGCAGAGCACCAAGGCUGGCCCUCGGGUGCGUGACCCCUGCACUAGAGUAGAAGGUGGUGUUUGGUCACUGGGUAAGCAGAAAGCUCCUGAGCCAGAUGUGCACAGAUGGCAACAAACACAGACAGAGCUCUUGGCAGCAGCUUUCUCCAGAUUUUUGUUCUGACUAUUUUGGGAUCCUUCAGUCCUCGAUCUCCUGUUGCAAAAGGCAACACUGGAUGGGGAAGAGCUAUACCAAGCAAGACUGUGCCUUGUGUCUCUGUCAUUUUUUUGUGCUAACUGCGCACAAGUUGUGCACCAUUGUGUGAAGAAAUUACUUUGCCUCUGAUUUCUAGGGUCUGUGUCCAGAGAGAGAUUUCAAGGUAGAAUGUGGUGGAUUUUCACAGCGCCCAGUAUACAGCCUGAAAUAUGUGCCGGACACCAGGUAUGACCACAAGGCCCUUCCCAGGGUGUAUUGGAGAUGGAGAGAGGACUUACCCACUGAGAGAAAACUCCUUUUCCAUACCUGCUUCCCAACCCAGCUGGUCAAUCCUGCCAGCUCUGAGACCAGUGUGAGUCUGGGCCAGUGACACACCAAGAACUGCUGCUGCCUCACCAGUGAUCCCUCCCUACCCCACUUCUGAGCAGCAGGGGCUGGUAGAGUUUUCCUGCUCUACCCUUCUGCAUUUGGCACUGUGUGGAAGUGCUCUCCAGCAGAGUAGGACACUGGUGGCUGGCGCCACUGCUCUGCAAGACUCUAUGUAUGCAGGUUCAGAAGGUUUUUUUCCUGCUCUGGAUUUAGACCAAACAAACACCUCUGGCUGAUUUAUAUCCCUUGUUCAGUCUCUCCUACACAAGUCCCCAUUGACUACUUUUGGGGCUGUCUGCAUCAUUCUUAAUCUAGUCCUUCUGGAAAAUGUGAUAACUAAAUCACAGAAUCACGGAAUCAUUUAGGUUGGAAAAGCCCUCUGAGACCACUGAUUCUAGCCAUUCCCCCAGCACUGUCAAGCCCACCACUAACCUAUGUCCCCAAGUACCACACAUGACUUCUAAAUCCCUCCAGGGAUGACUUCUAAAUCCCUCCAGGUGACUCCACUCCUGCCCUGGGUAGCCUGUGCCAAGGCUGGACAACACUUUCAGGGAAGGAAUUUUCCAAUAUCCAACCUAAACAUCCCCUGGUGCAACUUGAGGCCAUUUCCUCUUAUCCUGUGCCUUGUUCUUUGGGAGCGGAGCCCAGUCCCCACCUGGCUGCACUCUCCUGUUAGGCAGUCAUAGAGAGCAAAAAGGUGCCCCCUGAGCCUUCUUUUCUUCAGGCUGAGCCCCCCAACUCCCUCAGGCACUCCUCAUCAGAUCCUCAUAAAAUAUCGUCAUAAAUGCCGUUGCCUGGGACUGUGUUUGUAUCGGCUGUGUGGAGCAUCCCUGCACAAGGAGUUCUGGGAUUAUGGUCCUUCCAGCCACCACUCUGCUCCAAGCAGAGGCAGGAGCUCUGCUUACAGAAGCAGCAGAGCAGUUUGUCCCAGGCUGGGGAAAACAAGAAUGUUCUCUGUUCCUGAGAAGUUCUGUGAGACUCUUCUGUUUCCUCAGCUUGCUGGUAACGAGUGGCCCACCUGACAGCUCCCUCCAGGUCUGGCAGGUGUCAGCAGAAGACUCUGAUAUUAUCAAAUCUGUAAGCCCCAUAGAAACAGAAAAUGACACUGGGCAAUCCUGGGCUAAAAUUGCCACCAUUUCAGCCAGAGCCCCAUGGGUCCUUCACGGCUCAAGACUUGACAGAGUCCAGAUUACAGAGGUUGAAUCAAGGAAAAAUGUCUACACAGCAGCUUUCGGAGGCAGCGAGGAGCUCAGCAGCCUGGCCUUCCUGGACUGCAACACACUGCUUCUGUGCUGCACCACAGGCCGGCUGUGCCUGGCCGACGUCCGGCAGCCUCAGAGUCUCGUGGAGGCCGUGUCAGUGCCCUCAGCGCCAUGCAGCGAGCAGUGGUGCAUGGGCACCAGGCAUGGAGCUCAGGGCUUGGAGCCAAGCUCCCAGCCUGUAGCUUGCCUCUCGAACAGGGGGCUCCUAACCCUGACAGACCUCAGGAAAACAUCUGAGUUCUUGGCCUUGGCAAAGGCCAGAAUCCCCUCUCCUGGCUCAGGUGCAGAGUUCCUGUGCGUCUCCUGGGCUCCUGCUCUGGAAGGCUGCCUUGCCAUUUCAGGUUUUGAUGGCACCGUGCAUGUGUAUGACACACAGAGCUGGGACAGCUCUGGCAGGGAAGCAGAGCCCAUCUUCGUUCACAAAGGCCAUGCAUUUGGCGGAGCAGGUGGCAGCGGGGACCCUCCCCUGGUCACUGUGCACACGUGGCAUCUGCAGAAACCCAGAACUUUGUUGUCAGCAGCAAGUGAUGGUUCCCUGCAUGUCUGGGACUGGGUUCAGCCCUGUGGGAAGGGUGGGUAGAUGGUGUUUUGGUGAGAUGAGGCAUUUCCUGCCUCUGCUCUAGUUUGUGUUGGCUGCAGGGUGUCUGUUUGCCUGCAGAUACUGUUUGGAGACUGUUGCAGUGAGCAGAACCAAUUGUAAAGUUUCUAUUUUAAUAAUAGUAAAAAUUUUGGCUGUUA
This is a messenger RNA of Corvus hawaiiensis (hawaiian crow), 2809 nucleotides long. RefSeq names its product WD repeat domain 73 (gene WDR73). Gene Ontology annotation, biological process: cytoplasmic microtubule organization. Lineage: Eukaryota; Metazoa; Chordata; Aves; Passeriformes; Corvidae. Gene Ontology annotation, molecular function: protein binding. Bases 1662 to 2651 code for a protein of 329 amino acids. Gene Ontology annotation, cellular component: spindle pole; cytosol. The transcript is spliced from 5 exons. The record is from RefSeq and is a predicted model, not a curated record.